CGCCACCGUCUGCGUUAGUUUCUCUACUGCAGAGGAUCCGGUUCCACGGGGAACAACACCGGAAAACCCGACGGAUGGAAGACCCCGCCGCCGCUUCAACCCCGUCCCCGUCCCCCGAUCCGCCGGCGCCACCGGACAACCAAUCCCCGUCGCACUCCUCCCCCUCCGCGCCUUCUCCGGCCGCAGCGGCGCCUCCCGGUCCCGGGCCGAGGGAGCUGGCGGCGGCGAUGGAGGCCGUGGAGCGGGAUGCCGCCGCCAUCGCCGACAGCUACGCCUCCCUCUUCGCCUCUCUCCGCGUCGCCCUCUCCAACGUCACCUCGACAUCGGCGGAGAACAUGGACUGCUUGGGAGAUGUCGUCGGCCGCCUCCAAGAAUCGGCACUGGAAGCUUCUUCUAAAGGAAAUAAGUACAUCAAUUCUUGUCUCAGGUUGAAUGAGGAAAUGAGAGGCCUGGAAAGCCUAGCCAUGCAAUUAAAGAUAUUACGGAAGAAUGUUGAUUCACUAGACUUGGCUGUCAACCAGUUGCUCCGCCUCCCCUAGUCAAUUACUAUUACCCAGUAGGCAAUAACUAAUACAAGGAACAUGUAAUGAAAUUGUUUCAGUAUCUAACUCUAAGCAUCACGACUCAGGCUCCAAGACGGCAAAAUGCAUUAAAUCUGAAAAGGCAUGCGCGAGCAAAGGAGAAGAUUAUCCUUCCGUGACAUUAUGCAAUAGUGCAUUCAGUGUUUCACUUCAUUUCCUCUCCUAUAUGUGUGCCAUAUUUGUAAAGCUAAUUGUUCAUUUCAACCCAUGGUGACAACAUUCUCUGCAAGGGGCAGGACAAUUAAUUCUAAAGACUUUCUUCCUCUGUUUGUUAUACUUUUACCUUAACAUCAUUAGGAAAAAAGGCAAUAAAGUUAUCUUUUAUCAUUCCUUU
This is a messenger RNA of Oryza brachyantha (malo sina), 915 nucleotides long. Its product is annotated as predicted GPI-anchored protein 58. NCBI's taxonomy places the organism in Eukaryota, Viridiplantae, Streptophyta, Magnoliopsida, Poales, Poaceae. The coding region runs from base 75 to 539 and encodes 154 amino acids. The record is from RefSeq and is a predicted model, not a curated record. The transcript is spliced from 6 exons.